AAUAAUGAAAGACAGAACAGCAAGCAAACCAUGGCCAAGCUUCAUGAUCACCGUCCUUGUCUUAAAGACCUGUUUCAUUCUCAUCAUUGAUCUAACCAUGUGCAUCCGACCCAGCAAUACACACACUUUUUUAUAACUAUUCAAUUCAAUUUAACCAGCCCCAACUCACAAAGCAUUGAUAAAAGGACCAUAACUACCAACUAACUAUCACCAAAUCUCACUUUUCAAAUCCAAAACCAAAACCCAAAGAAACUCUUCGAAAAACUCACUCUUCACCCGCACGCGUUUAAAGACACCAUCGCACGUGCUACUUUUUUGUCAUUUUUCCACGUGUCAGCCCCAGACCCCACCGGAGCUAUAACCGCUUUCUUUCCAUAUUUUUGGGCUUUAGCACCCAAAAUCUAUUUUCCACGCUCUCUUUAUACUUUUCCUUCAAUUAAAGAUAUUUUCUACUUGUCACUUCUGAUAGAAGAAAGUUGUUAAUUUGUUAUCGUAACGAAUUACAGUUACAAAAUGGAAGGAACUUUCAAUUUCAACGAUAAUUCAACUUCCGCUUUCAGCGACUGCAACAGUGACAGAUCUGGCGAAUUCAUCACAACUUCUACACAAAACCGACGCCUUCUGAUUUCAUGUGUUUCUGAUAAUAACUCCGACGAACUCAUUCGCCGGUUAGUUCUCGAUCUUCAAUCAUGUUCGAUUGAUCAACAAAAACAAGCUACAAUGGAAAUCAGAUUACUCGCUAAAAACAAGUCAGAUAACCGUCUCAGAAUCGCGAAAGCCGGCGCUAUUAAACCGUUAGUUUCGCUUUUAUCUUCGCCGGUGGUGGACCUUCAGCUGCAAGAAUACGUCGUCACUGCAAUUUUGAAUCUCUCGUUAUGUGACGAGAAUAAAGAUAUUAUUGCUUCUUCUGGAGUGAUUAAGCCUAUGGUGAGAGCAUUGAAGAUAGGAACUCCAACGGCGAAGGAGAAUGCGGCAUGUGCUCUGCUUCGUCUCUCGCAGACAGAGGAAAACAAAGCGGCAAUUGGAAGAUAUGGAGGUAUUCCGCCAUUGGUGAACCUUCUAGAAAAUGGAGGUAUCCGCGGGAAGAAAGACGCGUCGACGGCGUUGUAUACGCUUUGUUCAGUGAAGGAGAAUAAAAUUAGAGCGGUGAAAGCUGGGAUAAUGAAGCCGUUAGUGGAAUUGAUGGCGGAUUUGGAUUCUAACAUGGUGGAUAAAUCGGCGUAUGUGAUGAGCAUGUUGGUGACGGUUAUGGAAGCGAGAACGGCGUUGGUGGAGGAAGGAGGGAUUCCGGUGUUGGUUGAAAUUGUGGAGAUAGGAACGCAGAGACAGAAGGAAAUAGCGGUGGUGAUUUUGUUGCAGAUUUGUGAAGAGAAUGUGAGUUAUCGGAUAAUGGUGUGUCGUGAAGGAGCUAUUCCUCCGUUGGUUUGUCUUUCUCAGUCCGGUACCGAUCGCGCCAAACGAAAGGUGGAGACACUAAUAGAACUUCUACGGCAACCAAGAUCAAGCAACCCCACUGCACGUGCUUCAUAAAUGUCAACAUAUAAACCCUCCCCUAUCAUGGAGUAUCCUUUUGUGCCCAUCAAUGUACUUAACUUCACCAAUCUAACAGAGUUAAUGGCUUAAAGCAGCAUUCAUCCCCAAUAGUAUCACUUGUAUAUACACCUUUGUAACAGAAGCUUUGUAAAAUUAUGUUACUAGUAAAUUAUACUGGAUUGGUAGUAGUAAGUGGGAUUGUCGAUCUCUUCCUUAAAGAUUGGGAUGAGUCGAUGUUGGUCGAUGGUGUGAAAACACUUCCUAAUGUCGAAUUCCAAAAACCAGCGAGAGGUUCCCCACUCUUCUUUGAUCCGUCUUAGGGCCAAGUAGCGGCCUCAACCCGAGCGGAAGUGCGAUGUGUCUAGAAACUCGGGAUCAUAAAUGGAUUCGAGUACCAUUCUGAUCGCCUCUUUCAUGAUUUUUUUCUAUAGGUAGCACUACUGUAAGCGGUGCUUUGCUUGUCUGGUUUUCAAAGAAUAUGCAUAUAAUAUACCAUGCCGUUGGCAUGACCGACUGCAUUUUUUAAUAUCAACAAAUUACCACCGUCUCGUCGUUUCAGUCGCCGGUAAGUUUUGUGUUGUCUUCACGAGGAUUUUUAGGUAGAGAGGAAAUAAAGCAGUUAUGCAUUGUUGGACUAUGAGAUCGAAUUAGAUGUAGACCAUUGUGGAGACUCAGUGAAUUGAUUGAUAAAGGUAUUGGGAGGACAAAUUAGUGUCGAUGACAGAAAUAUAUACAGGCAACAAUAAGGGUCUUGUUCCUUAAAAAAAACAAUAAGGGUCGUGAAAUUGUGUUUUGUUUAUGUUUUGGGUGUUAUUGAGAAAGGGUGAUUGCUCUUGUGUGUGUUGUUUUGUGAUAUCAUGCUGGCGAUGUAUCAAAUACUAAUCUUAAAGUUUUUUUUUUUUUUUUA
This is a messenger RNA of Trifolium pratense (red clover), 2440 nucleotides long. RefSeq names its product U-box domain-containing protein 4-like. The transcript has 2 exons. Gene Ontology annotation, molecular function: protein binding. Lineage: Eukaryota; Viridiplantae; Streptophyta; Magnoliopsida; Fabales; Fabaceae. The record is from RefSeq and is a predicted model, not a curated record. Gene Ontology annotation, cellular component: nucleus; cytoplasm. The coding region runs from base 514 to 1530 and encodes 338 amino acids.